Schizosaccharomyces cryophilus OY26 is the source of this 2353-nucleotide messenger RNA. Its product is annotated as transcription factor Esc1. The coding region runs from base 696 to 1805 and encodes 369 amino acids. NCBI's taxonomy places the organism in Eukaryota, Fungi, Ascomycota, Schizosaccharomycetes, Schizosaccharomycetales, Schizosaccharomycetaceae. Gene Ontology annotation, biological process: positive regulation of transcription by RNA polymerase II. Gene Ontology annotation, molecular function: protein dimerization activity; DNA-binding transcription factor activity. Gene Ontology annotation, cellular component: RNA polymerase II transcription regulator complex. The record is from RefSeq and is a predicted model, not a curated record. The transcript has a single exon.
CCGCACAAGCAUCUCUCUCUGCCGAUCUUCUUUCUUCUCUUCUAUUUAUCCCAUUUUAUAAAAAGAUCUCUCUUCCCCACCACACUACUCCAUCCACCGACCGCUGUUCCGAUCUUCCAUCAUCAGCAAACCAUAUCUUUCCUUUACCUUUUUUGUUAUCAACGCUGCAAUAAGCACCGCCACCAAUACAAGAGUCAUAGUAAAGUACCUCCCAUCCGCAAUUAAAAAUCAAAGAGAAAAAGCUCCUUGAUUAUUUUUUGUUGUCGUCGUUCUUAUUUUCGCGGGGUUGUUUUCUUUUCUAUCCCAAUUCAUUUAAUUUUGCCUUUAUUACUUUUAGGUUCUCUUGUUUUGUAGUCAUUUCUUGUCUUGGUUCUUUAUCCCAUCUUUCAUUAUUUUUUUUUUAAGAUCCCUCUAUACAUUUCUUUGACUUGCUCUUUUAUGUUGUUCUUUCGUCAGUAUUGAUCAAGCGACAUAUAACGAUUUCUCUCUCUUCUCUUCUUUUUUUUUUUUUGUUUUUUUGCGCGUUCAAUACAUAUCGAUCUUCUGUGUAUUACUUCCUUUGGUUGAUUCUCUCGUUUUCUUCUUGUCUUUGUAUUUCUGAGUGUGUCUCUAUCUUUCCUUCUUUGUUUCUUAUUUGGUUGUUGUUGUUUUAGAAUUCCCUCUUUCUAUUUGUUCCAUCAUCAUUAUUUGUAGUCAUGUCUAAUGCUUAUUCUCUUCCACAUUUGCAUUCUAUCACCGGCCCAGGCUCAGGUCCAGCUCCUCCACCACCUCUUUCUUCCUCCUCUCAAUACCUUGCCUCGGCUGAUUCUUCCUACUCGUUUUCUUCUUCUAAGCCUCGCCUUCCUCCCAUUAACUGUAUCGCCAAACCGUUUCAACAGCACACAUCCCAGUCCUCUUGGCCUUCUCUCUCUUCUUCCGCUUCGUCCCCUUCCUCUUCUGUAUCUUCUUCCGCCAUGAAGGACUCUCCCUCCUCCUCUUCUUCCUCCAUGCCUUACUCUUACGGCGUUCCUCAACUUCCUUCCUCCAAUCAGAAUCUCCCAAGUUCCUUUCCAACACCCUCUUUGAACUCCAAGAAUAACAACUUUUCCACCUCUAAUAAAUCACCCGAAUCUGUUCACUCUUCUCCUUAUACCAAUUCUAACAACUAUAUACCCCUUACCUCUCAGCAGCCCAUGUCUUCCAGUCAUACAUACGCCAAUUCCGAACCUACUAUCCGAAAUGAUGCUUUUACCACUUAUGUUCAUUCCGUACAUAAUCCUCCCCUUCAGCCUUUAUAUUUGACUACCCAGAAUUUACCUCCUUCUUCCAUUUCUUCCUUUCCAAGCAAACCAUCCACUCCUUCCGCCUCUACACCAGUUCAAGUUUCUUACCCUGAGUAUCAGCCCUAUUACAACCAUCAGAAGCAGCAGCCCGAUGUUACUUCAUCUACCUUGGAUUCAACCUUGCCGAAAAUUUAUCCGCCUGCUGAGCCUUAUCCUCUCAACGCGAACGUUCCUUAUGGCCGUAAUAAUUAUUUACGUCGCGUAACCUCCAUGGUCCCCGUUCAUACCGAGUAUAUGAAUUCUUAUGUGCGCAACCCAGAGCUUCGCACAAAUCAUAAACUUGCCGAACGAAAGCGUCGUAAGGAAAUUAAGGAACUCUUCGAUGAUUUGAGGAAUGCUCUUCCUCUUGAUAAGAGUACCAAGUCUUCAAAAUGGGAGUUGUUAACCCGUGCCAUUGAAUACAUUGAACAAUUAAAAUCAGAGCAAACAACCUUGGAAGCCCAUAUAAGGACUCUUGAGGAAAAACGUGCAAGAGAAAAAUAAAACUGUUAUUGGAUAACCCUGUUUCAUGCUCUCAGGUUUCAAUUCGUCAUUUUUUUGGGUAUGUUUUAAAGAUUCUGUUUUCAUAUUCUGCUAUGUUAUAAAACUUUUUAUUUUAUGUUUUUAUUUAUUCUCAAAACAUAACGGUUUCUUUUUACGAUGUUCUCUGCCUUUCUUUCUCAUAUGAUACUUCUCAUAUGAUACUAUACUCUUGUUUUCUUUGGACAGCUUGAUCGUAGCACAUCUGUUGAACUGCACUUUUAUUUCUUAUUGAAGCCUUCAACCGUGCUACCACCAUUGCGGUUCCUUUUAUGAAUGUUCAGACUUAUGUUUUCGUUAUUUCAGUCCUUUUUUUAUUCUUUUUUUUUUUCUUAUUGUGGUGUCUUGUUUUCUUAAAAUUUACAUAUAUAAUUGCCUUGUCGAUUUGAGUAAUCAACGUUUUUGGGUAAUUACUUUUCUACUUUCUUAAUUCUUGUAUAGUUUCUAAUGAAUGUCAUUAUAAUCAGAUUAAUAGACCUUUAGUUUAAUAGUUCAUAAGUAUAAGAAGCACA